UAUUCAUUCGCAGGCUAUUCCGGGCUCCCCUUUGAUCAAAUUCUAAGUGUCAGUGCUUUUAAUAUAUGUGGUGUGUGUAAUAAAUCUUUCACUCUCAAAGGAAAUUUAAAGAAGCAUUUGAAACUUCAUACUGGAGAACGUCCAUUUGUAUGUCCAGUAUGCAAAAAGCGUUUUACCCAAAAAGGAAACCUGAAGACCCAUUUGAGAUUUCACACUGGUGAACGUCCAUUUGUGUGUAAUGUUUGUGGCAAAAAGUUCACUCAGAGCUCCAACCUAUGGAAUCACAUUCUAAUAAGAAGACAUGAAACCUUCUUUGAACUGUGCUCUAGUUUUACCACAGCUGUCUCUAGAGGUCGUCCUGCUGUGCCACGUUCACAGCUUCUUGGUGAUAAUCCUUCAUUUGUUUGCGAAUUUUGCAAUAAAUCCUUCAGUCAGAAAAGCAAUUUGAAAACACAUGUAAAACUUCAUACUGGGGAGCGACCAUUUGUAUGUCCUAUAUGUAAAAAAUGCUUUGUUCAGAAAGGAAAUCUAAAAAUUCACAUGAGAUUUCACACUGGAGAACGCCCAUAUGUAUGUAAUGUAUGUGGCAAGAAAUUCAGUCAAAGUUCGAACUUACGUAUGCAUUUCAUAUCUCAUAAGAAAUAGUGUUAUUCUGAAAUUUAUUGCUUAAACAUACAAGAACAUUCUUGUAACUUUGCAUUUACUAAAAUCUUGCUGCUUUUUAAUGUUGAAAAAGCAUUCAAAUUUUUAUUUUAAGCAAUUUAGUAAUAAAAGUAUUUCCUUACUGUU
Molecule: messenger RNA, 789 nt
Organism: Stegodyphus dumicola
Lineage: Eukaryota; Metazoa; Arthropoda; Arachnida; Araneae; Eresidae
Product: gastrula zinc finger protein XlCGF49.1-like
Source: RefSeq, a predicted model, not a curated record